This is a messenger RNA of Saprolegnia parasitica CBS 223.65, 1180 nucleotides long. RefSeq lists its product as hypothetical. NCBI's taxonomy places the organism in Eukaryota, Oomycota, Saprolegniomycetes, Saprolegniales, Saprolegniaceae. The transcript is spliced from 2 exons. Bases 22 to 1134 code for a protein of 370 amino acids. Gene Ontology annotation, molecular function: nucleic acid binding. The record is from RefSeq and is a predicted model, not a curated record.
CAGCUGAGGCAGGAGCGAUCGAUGGCAGAGCACCGCGAGCAGGCGCCGACGAGCAUGGCCCGCGACGACGAUAGCUGGGAGCAUGCAGCCGAGGAAGCGGUGAGCAUGAAGCUCUCGCGCAUGCAGAUCCGCGUGCCCAAUGACCCGCCGUCCAAUGAUGGUACCCCGAUGGCGACGCUGUCGAGCCCCGUGAGCCGCGGGGGCGCCGCGGCCGUCUCUGCAGCGUCAUCUUCCGGCCCACUCGAUCCUGUCUUGGUCGGCGCGCUUGAAAACCCUCGCGAGCGCUUGACGUUGCUCAAGUUUGAAGACCAGAUCGUCAGCUUUAUCCGCGCUGGCCGAGAGAUGCAGCUCGUGUUUCCGCCGCUCUCUUCGUACCACCGCCUAAUCGUGCAUCGGCUCGCGGACCGUUGCUUCCUCGAGCAUGAAACGGGGGAUUACAAUCCGUACGCGGGUGGCUUUGACGCAGGGAACGCGGCGCGCGUCGUCACGCUUUUCCGAACGCCGCGCUGCGCCGUACCGCCUGUCCUCUUCAUUGACCUCUCGGCCGAGCAGAACCAGCCAGAGCCGCCGCGCCACCACACGAUCGCGCCCAAGAUCAUGGCGCGCAAGACCAACAACGACAAACAGAAAAAGCAUGCCAAGACGCCGGGCGCCGACGCGCGAUCGCGGAACCUUGAAGACCGCGAGAAGGCGUACGCGGAAGCCCGCGCGCGCAUCUUUGGCGAGACGACCGACGCGCCUGCGAAAGCAGCGCCGACCAAGGCGGCCAAGCAGCCCGAGAAGCCGCGACCGCAAAACUGGAAAGAGAGCAAAGUGACGUGGCGCAACCGCGAGCAAGAGCUCAACGAUCCGGACUUUACGCGCCAUCGAACGCCGUACCGAGCGCCGCCGACGUACCACCAGCACCAGCCGUCGCCAGUCGGAUACUACGCGCCGCGUCCUGUGCUUGACCCGACCAACGAGUACAGCCGAGGAGACGCAAGUGCGUUCCGGCCGCCGCCGCCGCCGACCGCCUACUACCAGCAACCGCCGCCGCGAACGUACUCGGGGUUUGCGCCGCGGCCGAUGCAGCGCGAGAGUAGUUCCAAGCCCAACCUCACGUGCAACGACGACUUUCCACCGCUCGGCCAGUAGAAGCAUUGGACGCGUGUAUAAAGAACGUCCAUUUUAUUAACUAGAC